CGGUCACCCAGCAUCCAUCAAGCAGAACGGCAGAACAAGCAGGACAAGCAGGACGGCGAGGUGGGCGUCGCGAUCCGGUCUUUGACUGAGCGCCUCGCAGAGGCAGAGAGCAAGCAAGAUCGCCGAGCUGUAAGCUGGGGUGACUUCCAGUGCGUCCUCUUCCUGUGCGUCCUCUUGACUUGCUGCACCGUUCUCUGUGGGUGGUGCCUGUGCGGCCGGAACCUGUUCUUCUGUGGCUGGAGCCAUGGUUAGUUGCUUAGUCUUGGCCUGUGCAGAUGGACAAAUGGGAGCAAGCCGCCGCAAGCAUUCUCUCCAGUCUCAGCGUCACGUCCGAGUGACUAGCUUCGCUUUUCACCACACCAUAGAAUACUCUGACACUGCCGGCCUAAUCUUGCAGGGUGGAAGCUGGCUACCAGCAACUUGAGCUGGUUAGGUGGUGGAGGGCAGCUCCACAGCCUUGGGCAUCAGAAACUGUGCGCAGCCUGCUCGAUCUGGGGUCACCAGCAUCAAGUUACCGCACGUUGAGCUGCCAAAGUUGAGCUCCAGUACACUUAACUUCAAGCCGUCGGCAUUAUAGGAGCAGCGCCAUCAAAAUAGCUGGCGAAGAGCACCACCACUGAAGCUGCAAUUAAGAGCUGCGGGGCAAUGGCUUCCAACCUGCGUUUCCAUUGGGAAAGCGGCUCAUCUGCUUCUGACGAAACCCAAGGCGAGGACAUUGAAGGUGUUGAGUACGCUGAUCGGUCUGUUGACGGGUCCAAGUCUGGACGUUCUCUAGAGGAUUUCUUGAAUGACGGAGACUCCGCAAGCAUUCAAGGCCCGAACUUCUACCGGGCUCUCACAAAUGAAAACAGUCUCAGCCCAGCUCAACUGCCGAAACGUCUUGAGAAGAGCAGGAAGAGCCGCGCUCCGGGGUUCUCACCUACCUCUCCGUUCCCUUGGACCUCUGGCAGCGCUUUCAAGAAGGGAUUCGGCACACCACCACCGUGCAUACGCAAGAUGGCUCCGUCUCGCCGCCCCUUAGUUGAGCAGCAGCACGGCGGUGUGGGCAAGAGGUUGUCAGGCGAAGAUUCUCUCGAAGAGGACCUCAGCCCCAUGAUAUUGACAGGGCAAGCGCUUGACAGGAAGCGUGGCCGCAUCAUCUUCUCGCAAGACUCUGAGGGAGAGCAUCUGCUGUCCCCACGACUGCUUCCAGAGGAAGUGGCCCCUCAAGACGGAUUCGCAGCGCGUGCUCUCGGAUGCAGCCAGGAGCAGACAGUUGUCGACGAGCAAGGCCAGGUACAUCAUUUGCUCGACUAUGCAUAGUACUUAUUAAGGUUUUAGCAGGGUCGUGAAGUUCAGGUUAAUGGCAACGGUUGCUUCAAACGUCCGAUGCUUGUUCCUGAAGAAUGAUACAUUCACUAAUGGAGUGAGGCAAUCAGACCUUUUCCAUCGACUUUCAGCUUCUAAGUAGCCUCCGAUGCAGGAUUCGUGAGUUCUCAAUAAUAUUCAAACUCGGCAGUAUCAGAUAUGAAUCAGACCGUCGUGUCCGAAGCUCCGAAUCAAUGAAUCGAGAUGACUAACUAGUAUGAAGCCUUAUGCAAGUGGGCCACCC
Klebsormidium nitens is the source of this 1591-nucleotide messenger RNA. The record is from the annotation of a GenBank genome assembly. NCBI's taxonomy places the organism in Eukaryota, Viridiplantae, Streptophyta, Klebsormidiophyceae, Klebsormidiales, Klebsormidiaceae.